AUGUGCUCUCUCAGUGCAGCAAAUGCCAGGUUCUGCCUUGACUUUUUCAGAGAGCUGAACAAAAGAAAAAGAAAUGAAAAUAUCUUCUUCUCCCCACUAAGUCUGUCAGCUGCCUUUGGAAUGGUUGUCCUUGGAGCCAGGGGCAGCACACUCGAGCAGAUUGAGAAGGUCUUUCAUUUCAGAGAAGUUUUGAGCAGUACAAGACAGGAAAACAGAUACCCUUCUGAGGAGGUCCCACUUUGCAUAGGAAAGCUCAAGUCUACCACAAAACAUCUGUUUUCCUGUUUGAAGUGUGAAGAAGAUGAAGGAGUCCAUUCCCAGUUCCAGGCUCUGUUGGCUGAAGUCAGUGAACCUGGACCAGGCUGUUGUCUCACCAUUGCCAACAGGCUCUUUGGAGAAAUUACUUAUCCAUUCUUCCAGCAAUACUUGGAUUCCACAAAGAAAUUCUAUCGAGCAGAACUGGAACCAGUAAAUUUUAAAUACACUGAAGAAGAAGUCAGAGAAAAAAUUAACUUCUGGGUUGAAAAUGAGACAAAAGGUAAAAUCAAAGAUCUUUUUGCUGCUGGUUUUAUUGAUCCCUCUACUGUACUUGUCCUGGUCAAUGCUAUAUAUUUUAAAGGAAAGUGGGCAGUAGAAUUUAAGAAAGAAGACACUAAGGAAAUGUAUUUCCACUUGAAUAAGAACAAGAGAGGGAAAGUGCAGAUGAUGUUUCAAGAAGGAUAUUUUAACAUGGCCAUCAUAGAGGAACUAAAAACAAAAAUCAUAGAGCUCCAAUACUACAAUAAUGAACUGAGCAUGUUCAUUCUUCUUCCUGAAGAUGACUGCGAGGACUUUACUGGCCUAGAACAGCUUGAAUGUGCCCUCACCUAUGAAAAACUCACAGAAUGGACCAGCUUGGCUACGAUGCAACCACUGAGAGUGAAGGUGUACCUGCCCCAGUUCAAGAUGGAGGAAAGUUAUGUUCUCAACAACACUCUCCAGGAAAUGGGAGUAAUGAAUGUUUUUGCCUGGGGAAAAGCUGAUUUGUCAGGAAUAUCUAUGAAAGAUGGCUUGGUUGUAUCCAAGGCGAUCCAGAAAACAAUCAUGGAAGUCAAUGAAGAGGGCACUGAAGCAGGUUGUUCCAUGGGGCUUCUUGCAAUGCCUCUGUGUUGCCCAGUAAUUUAUGAGUUCAAAGCUGACCAUCCAUUCCUCUUCUUCAUCAGACACAACCAAACCAACACCAUUCUCUUCUUUGGAAGAUAUUCCUCUCCUUAA
This is a messenger RNA of Cinclus cinclus, 1254 nucleotides long. RefSeq names its product serpin B4-like. The transcript has 7 exons. The record is from RefSeq and is a predicted model, not a curated record. The coding region runs from base 1 to 1254 and encodes 417 amino acids. Gene Ontology annotation, molecular function: serine-type endopeptidase inhibitor activity. Gene Ontology annotation, biological process: negative regulation of endopeptidase activity. NCBI's taxonomy places the organism in Eukaryota, Metazoa, Chordata, Aves, Passeriformes, Cinclidae.